AUGGCCGCUAUGACCCUCCAGGAGAGGCCGGAUACGUUGAAUGUAAAGGCUGCAACGAAAUCGGUGGCACAGUUGGGCCGACAACGGCAGUGGAAAGAAGCACUCCACACUCUUCGAAGACUGUCGUGGGCUCGUGUGCCGUUUGAUCAGAUCCUCCUUGGGGCUGCCGUUGGUGCCUGUGGAGUGCCGUCUGCCUGGGAGUCUGUUCUCGCCUUGUUGUGUGCAGCGGAGGCUGACAACUCUGGCAAGUCUGGCAAUACUGGCAUGCUUUCGACUGCGCUUUUGAAUUCGGGCAUGGACAGCCUGGUGAAGGCUGGCCAGUGGCAGUGGGCGCUGCACCUGUUGCAUGAGAUGUCAGCCGAGAAGUCGGUGGUCAGCUACAGUUCGGGCAUCCGGGCGGCUGCACUCGGGCGGCAGUGGCCGACGGCCCUGCGCCUCCUCCAGGAUCUCCGGGAGAGCGGCCUCAGAUGUGAUACAAUCCUGUGUGGCUCCGUGAUGACGGCCUGUGCACGUGCCGGCCAGUGGGAGACGGCGCUCGUGCUGCACGAGGACAUGUCUUCCCAGCUGGUUCCAACAGACGCCUUGGUCUUCGAUGCCCUGAUUCGUUCCUGCGAACCAGGCCCUCCACUACUCCAAGAGAUUUGA
Messenger RNA from Symbiodinium natans, 645 nucleotides. Lineage: Eukaryota; Dinophyceae; Suessiales; Symbiodiniaceae. The record is from the annotation of a GenBank genome assembly.